Molecule: messenger RNA, 1300 nt
Organism: Suillus fuscotomentosus
Lineage: Eukaryota; Fungi; Basidiomycota; Agaricomycetes; Boletales; Suillaceae
Exons: 2
Coding region: 221-856 (211 amino acids)
Source: RefSeq, a predicted model, not a curated record
CGAAAACUUAGCAAAACUUCACGUGGUCUCCGAUAUCUCCAAAAAGGAUUAUCCGUCACGUUACCUUGGGAAUCCGCUCAGUAUCCGAAUUCAAACCCAGUUUUACCAGUCCCUCUAUCGACGGCUUGCCUCAUAGAGGGGCUGGUCACCAGUCUACCCAUGAUGCACUUGCAAAUGUUUUGUUGUCCGGUGCAAAUACGAUGCCCUGAACCAUAUUCUCAUGGCCCUUAAACGAGACGGGCACCCUUUUGAGCUCUCUCUUGUUUGUCACAACUUCCCAGACCAGGAUGCUUCCAUUCUCUCCUCCAUUCGCUAUCCAACGUCCAUCAGGGGACGCCGAGACCGCCCAGACAAUGUCAUCGUGUCCCAACAAGGGCUCUCCUACUUGUUUCCCCGUGUCCAGAUCCCACACCCGAAGACUCUUGUCGGCCGAGCCAGUGACGAGGAGACGGGUACCGACGAUGAAAGCUACUUCGUACACACGCGCCUCAUGGCCCUUGAGUGUCAGUUCAACAGGCUGUGCGGGCGCUUUUGUGGAUACUUUGUGGGUGGUGACCGCCAUUCAAUCUUGUUCCAUAUCUCGGUCAGCAGGCAUAUUGAGGGAGUAGCAAUGACUUACAUGCGCUAUGCUCUGCUGUACAUAGACACGUGGUGUCCUGCAUACGGACCAUCUUCAGCGCUUCUUCCAGAAGUUUUCUUCAGUAGGCGCCGUGGCCGCUUUUACUGUAUUCUGAUACAAUUUCCCGGCCACAUCCGAGUCAGUCGACACGGGAUAUCUUCUCUCAUUCAUCUUGUACUGAAAAGUGAUAAUAUGCAUGCAACGAAUCAAUCGCUUGAUACUGGUUGGCUGUGGUGAUAGCACCUGCAAGGCAGGCUGAGGGAGAAUGAGGUUCUCGUUCCUGCCAGCAUCAUCGGGUCUUGAAAAUGACAACUUGGCUGCAUUGCACACUCUCCUGGCCACUGCAGCACCGCAAGGCAAUCAAUUCCCCGAUCACAAGUUUGGCCGCCAUGCAGACACGGAGCGAGAAAUGCUGACUGACCCAUAUACGCGCAGGAUUAAGCGUAUAAACUGCCAACAAAGUGAUAUCGAUAUAGCGUGGGCGUCGAAGGACUGUUGCAGUAUCUCCAGAUGGGCGGUGGAUCAUGAGUGGAGCGUCCAAACGGAAGCAUCCCUUCUGAACAGAUAAUACCAACUGCAGAUCGAAGAAAGUGAAACAAGCUCCUGUGGGUAGGUGCACCAGCGCUUUUCAGCUGAUCAGGAUUGCGUGGUACAUCAACUGGAGUCUAUUAUCAUUAGACU